Messenger RNA from Helicoverpa zea (corn earworm), 1539 nucleotides. Its product is annotated as pleckstrin homology domain-containing family A member 3-like. The transcript is spliced from 5 exons. Gene Ontology annotation, biological process: endosome organization; receptor recycling; retrograde transport, endosome to Golgi. Lineage: Eukaryota; Metazoa; Arthropoda; Insecta; Lepidoptera; Noctuidae. Gene Ontology annotation, cellular component: early endosome; recycling endosome; trans-Golgi network. Bases 123 to 761 code for a protein of 212 amino acids. The record is from RefSeq and is a predicted model, not a curated record.
CUUUGGCUACGGCCUUCACUUUUGACAUUUGUAAUCCAACAAGACGAAAAUUCUAAUUUGUUUCGGACGACAAGUAAAUAUAAAUAAAAGAAAAAUAGACUGAUAAAAAACCGAAAUUUAGCAUGGAGGGAAUACUCUGGAAGUGGACUAAUUAUUGGAAUGGCUGGCAGACGAGAUGGUUUGUAUUGGAAAAUGGUAUUAUUUCAUAUUACAAAUCGCAGGAAGAAGUUUGCCAAGGAUGCAAAGGAUCUGUCAAAGUUUCUGUUUGCCAAAUCAAUGUUAACUCAAUAGACAACACAAGGCUUGAUAUUGUCAUACCAGGACAGCAACACAUGUAUUUGAGAGCGCCCUCCCCACAAGACAGACAAAAAUGGCUGGUAGCUCUAGGCAGUGCCAAAGCUUGUGUGGAUUCCAAAGACUUAAAAGCUGCUGCGUUGGAAGAUACAAAUUCUUUGAGCCACAAGAAGUCUGAGUUACGAUUAUAUUGUGAUCUGAUGAUGCAGCAAGUGCAUGCAGUCAAGAGUGCAGCUACUGCAGAAGGAGGCCCUGAAACUCAGGCAAUUGAAGAUGCAUCAAGUUUACUCACAGCAACUUGUGACACCUUCAUAAGAACACUAGAAGACAUAAUGAGAUUAACUUCUAAUGCAGGUGCAAAUUCUGCCCCUUUUGAGAUGCCAAUACCAAAUAUUACUAAGAAUAACAGCACUGUAAAAACACCCAGACAAAGUAUAAAUAGAACUUUAUCACAAGAAAAUAGAUGAAAAUGUACUAUUUUUUAUUAUUUAUUCAUAGAUUAUAUAAAAAAUCAUAAUAUGUUAUAUUCAAUUGUUUAUACAACAGGUGAUACAGUUAUUGCUUUCUAAAAUGUACCAAAAAUUGAGGAUAAAAAUAUUGCAUAUUGUUCUGGGCAUAAUGUAACUGUGUUAUGAAUACUUUUUAUUUUUUGAUAAAAUACGUUAUGUAUUUUAUAGCAAUAUCAUAAAGUAUUGAUGUAUACAUACAUAUCUUAAACAUUGUACUUACUGUUUGCUAUUACAAAAGUUGUAAUACCUGGAUUACACCUCAAGUGUUUUUGUGUUCCUUGUACUUAUAUGUAUUGUGCUUGCAUAAUAAUAUAUUCCUGUGAUAUAAAUAAGUGAAGCAGCUGUUUAUCACAUAUAAAUACGGCUAUCAUAAUGCCUAAAAUAAAUCUAAUAAGUUUACCUACCCCAAGUCAAUGUAUUUUGUAUAAUUGUUUAACUAUCAUAUAAAUAUUAUAUUUAAAUUAUUGGUUUGUAGUAUGAAUUAGUUCUUAAGUGACUCAUUGAAUGUUCUGUUUUGUUGAAUAAUAGAGAAUUAUUUAAGCACUGAUAAUAGCAUACAUUCCAUGUAUCAAAAUUGAUUUCAGAGCACCAAAAAUGGUAAUUUUAAGUGAAAACUUAUUUAUUAAAACAAAUUAUUCAAGGGUGGUUUGUUAUAAUCUUCUUGUACUCAAAUCAAAAUUGUAAUUUUUCACGUUAAUAAACAAUAGUGAUGAAUAAUAAAAGUAGAUAAAACAAA